AUGGGUAAUAUUAACAAUAAACUAGUUUUAACACCUAAUGAUUGGAUCAAAAGGAUUGAAAGUUUUUAUGUGUUUGACGACAAACUGGGAGUUAAUAUGCUGUUUGUUACUACCGAUGAUCGGGUCUAUGGAUUGGGUGCUAAUCUCUACGGAUCACUGGGUUUGGGACACAACCAGUGGAGUUUAUAGUUGUGGUUAUAAUAGAUGGGGACAAUUGGGUCAGAGAUAUGAUGAUAAUAAAUAUGAAAAACCAAUGAUUUUACAAAUCAAUGAAAACAAUGAUUUAAUACGUGAUGUGAGUUGUGGUACAUAUCAUACAUUAGUUGUAACCGAAAAUAAUAAUGAAGUGUAUGGUUGGGGUCGCAAUCAUUUCGGACAAAUCGGUAGUCGAGACACCACUUGUGUAGACAUUAAUACACCCGAAAAGAUUGAAUUUAAUGACAAUUAUUGUUUUAAAUCUGUUCACUGUUUUCAUAACUCAUCGUUUGCACUGACAAGUGAUGGACAAGUGUUUAGUUGGGGACUCAAUAGUAGCAAUCAAUUGGGACUUAAUUGCAGUGAUUUGAUAUUAUUUAGACCACAAUUGAUAUGCAAUUUGAAUGGCAUUACAUCAAUACAAUCGGGUGGAGGACAAACAUAUUUUAGUAAUAGUAAUAAAAAUGAAGUAUAUUUUUGUGGUCAAUAUUACAAUGAAAACGUUGUUGCGAUUGAUAUACAAAUGAUACCAAAAUUAAUAGGAAAUUGUAAACAAUUUUCUGAUAUUCAAUCGAUUAUAUCAUAUAAAUGGAAUAAAAGGACACAUUUCUGUUCAAUGGAUGAUAUGGUCUAUGAAGUG
This is a messenger RNA of Oppia nitens, 835 nucleotides long. Its product is annotated as RCC1 and BTB domain-containing protein 2-like. The record is from RefSeq and is a predicted model, not a curated record. The annotation marks the transcript as partial. The transcript has 2 exons. NCBI's taxonomy places the organism in Eukaryota, Metazoa, Arthropoda, Arachnida, Sarcoptiformes, Oppiidae.